AUGACGAGGUUCUCUAAGCUACUCCCGUUCGUGGAGAGCCAGAACGAAAAUGGGCUGUCAAAUUCCCAUCUUUUGCAAGAAGCCGACAUGUUGGCGAAUGCGCCUAUCUUUACCGGGGCCACUUAUAAUUUCGUCCACUCGAAAAUGAGACCUGAUCCAUCUGCUUCGUCUACUCUUAAUGACCAUUCUGUGGAAAAAUCUGAGGCAGGCUCAGUAAUCGACGAUGAUGGCCUUAGCCUCAUUCCGCAAUACGGACUUGUUGGAACGCGACAGGACGAAGACCACAUUGGUGAGCCGGCCGAAGACCGCCUCGUAUUGGCAAAUAUGAACACGCCAUGGUCCGCUUUCAUCUGUGGCUCUCAGGGCUCCGGAAAGAGCCACACAAUCUCCUGUCUUCUGGAGAACGCACUCGUUCCAGACAACCCAUCUGGCGAGCUCCCGCACCCUUUGGCGGGACUGGUCAUGCACUAUGACAAAUUCACCAACUACAACAGCACGCAAAUCUGCGAAGCGGCGUAUAUAUGCUCCUCCGGAAUCCCGGUCACGGUGCUCGUGUCUCCAUCGAAUAUCUGGGCGAUGAAGCGCUUGUACAGCACGCUCCCUGGCUUGAGUGCGGGGGCGCCGAAACCCAAGAUCCUUCCGUUAUACCUGAAGGAAACCCAGCUUAACAUAUCGAGAAUCCUCAAGCUAAUGGCCAUUGACCCCGCAGCAAAUGAGACCCCGCUUUACAUGGAUGUAGUGAUGAAUAUAGCUCGUGAUAUGGCGAUGGAGGGGCCGGGGUUCACGUAUACGGAGUUCCGCCGACGUAUCAGCCUAGUCAAGUGGUUGCCGGGCCAGGCCACGCCUCUGAACAUGCGCCUGCAGCUCCUUGAUAGCAUCAUCGAGCCGUCGAUGGUAACAUUGAAGAACAAGCCGGCGAGUUCCAAGGAGAACAUUUGGUCGUUCGAGCCAGGAUCGUUGACCAUAAUCGACUUGAGCGACCCGUUUUUCAGCUCCGCCGACGCUUGCACGCUCUUCUCCAUCUGUCUCUCGAUCUUUCUCGAAGAUAGGAACCAAUGUGGACGUGUCGUGGUGCUUGAUGAGGCCCACAAGUUCUUGCUCCAGUCCGGGGAAGCCAGGAUCCUCACGGAGGACUUACUCUCCAUUAUGAGAGAGCAGCGACACACCGGCACCCGGGUAUUUGUGGCCACCCAGGAACCCACGCUUGCGCCCGAGCUGAUCGAUCUGGCAAACGUCACCUUUGUGCACCGCUUCCUCUCGCCCAACUGGUACGCCAUGCUUCAAAAGCACCUUGCCGCGGCUAGCAAGACAGGUACUAGCGGUCUCGAAACCGGGGAGCAUUCCUUGUUUGACACGAUUGUGGCGCUGCGAACAGGGGAGGCAUUGCUGUUCUGUCCUACCGCGCAGAUGGAUAUUGUUCCUAUGCUCUGGCAAGGCAAACGCCUGAAGCCUCUGGGAAACUCAUACUCCAAGAUCAAGAUCCGGCAGCGCUUGACCAUUGACGGUGGGAAAAGCAUCAUGGCUGCGGAUACUUUGGCGCAACCGGAGGCACCAACUGUGCAGAUUGAGGAAAACCCGACACCAGCCAACAACACACCAAACGGCACUCAACCCACCACAAAGCCAGCCCCAAAGCCAGCCCCAAAACCAACCCCAACCGCGCCCGCACCUCAAAAAGCCCCCGCCCCCGCUCCCGCGCCAGCUCCCCCACCCAACCCCAAAGUCCCCAAAGUCCCCGCGAUAGUCGCGCAAUUCAAGACACAAGUGCAGAAAAACUUCUCGUCAGGCAGCUGGGCCCCCGGUACUCUCCUACACCCGGCGAUCCAAGCGCAGCUGUGCGCCGAGGUAGAGAAGGCGCUGGGUCUCGGGGCCGGGACGCUGAAAGAUCGGAGGGACCUCAAGACUUUUUUCGGUAAUGAGCUUUCUCACGUUGUUGUUGAUGUCGAUGUCGAUGAUGAUGAUGAUGAUAAGGCUAACUAA
Molecule: messenger RNA, 1980 nt
Organism: Hypoxylon fragiforme
Lineage: Eukaryota; Fungi; Ascomycota; Sordariomycetes; Xylariales; Hypoxylaceae
Exons: 4
Coding region: 1-1980 (659 amino acids)
Source: RefSeq, a predicted model, not a curated record